AUGGAGAAGCAGCACCUGUUGAACGCCAGGUCUGGAGCUCGGUCGUACAUGGGAUCUCUGUGGCAGGAUGGGACUGGCUGGAUCCCUCUGUCUGGACACAGCCUGGACUUACAGGCCAUUGAGGUGGCUGCCCAGAGCAACCAUUACUGUCAUGCCCAAAAGGAUCUUGACAGUGAAGGUGACCCUAAGAAGGAGCGUGCCCGGCGCCAACUCUAUGUGGCUUCUGCCAUCUGCUUGGUGUUCAUGAUCGGGGAAAUCAUUGGUGGGUACCUGGCACACAGCUUGGCCAUCAUGACCGAUGCAGCCCACCUGCUCACAGACUUUGCCAGCAUGCUCAUUAGCCUCUUCUCCAUCUGGAUGUCCUCCCGACCAGCUACCAAGACCAUGAACUUCGGCUGGCAGCGAGCUGAGAUCCUGGGAGCCCUGGUCUCUGUGCUGUCCAUCUGGGUCGUGACUGGGGUACUAGUGUACUUGGCUGUGGAGCGGCUAAUCUCUGGGAACUAUGAGAUCGAGGGGAACACCAUGCUGAUCACGUCGGGCUGCGCUGUGGCUGUGAACAUCAUUAUGGGGUUAACCCUUCACCAGUCUGGCCAUGGGCACAGUCAUGACCAUGCACACAGCCAUGGCCAUGCACACAGCCAUGACACCAGUGAGCAGCAGGAGAACCCCAGCGUCCGAGCUGCCUUCAUCCAUGUGAUUGGGGAUUUUCUGCAGAGCGUGGGCGUCUUGGUGGCAGCCUAUAUUAUAUACUUCAAGCCAGAGUACAAGUAUGUAGACCCCAUCUGCACCUUCAUCUUCUCCAUCCUGGUCCUGGGGACAACCUUGACCAUCCUGAGAGAUGUGAUCCUGGUGCUAAUGGAAGGGACCCCCAAGGGCGUGGACUUCACAGCGGUGCAGGAUCUGCUACUGUCCGUGGAGGGGGUGGAAGCCUUGCACAGUCUGCAUAUCUGGGCACUGACUGUGGCCCAGCCGGUGCUUUCUGUCCACAUUGCCAUUGCUCAGAAUGCAGACGCCCAGGCUGUGCUGAAGGCAGCCAGCAGCCUUCUCCAGAGGAGGUUCCACUUCCACACUAUGACCAUCCAGAUCGAGGACUACUCCGAGGACAUGAAGGACUGUCAGGCAUGCCAAGGCCCCAAGGACUGACUGGCCAGACACCAACUGGGGCAUGGACAGGAACUGAAGGUGAUGGGACUGACAGUCCCCCAGGUCCAGCCAGGACUCUGCCUCCUCUGGCUGUGUGUAAACAGGUUCCCACCCUGACCUCUGCUGUGUGCUCAAUGUGGAGCCUGGACCUGCUCUGGUAAUAGGGUCUUCUGGCCUCCCCAUCUGACUACAGCCAGCCCCAGGAUGAAGACCUGGCAGGUAUCAAGCUAGCUGACCCCACUCCUCCAGCUUCUGGGUCAGCUGGCAGGGCUGUAUUUGGGCUAAUGCUGUCCUAUCGCCUGCAGUGGCAAAGGCAUUGCAGCACAGUGUGGGACAGCAGCCUCAGCGUUCCCUCACCUGCCUGCCUCAUUUCCUAUUUUCAGCCUGUCCGGGCUUUGCCUUACGAGUCUGUAAAGAAGCCCUGAGUACAGCGUGGUGGUGCAUGUACCUGUAGUCCCAGCUACUCAGGAGAUUGAGGCAGGAGGAUUGCUUGAGUCCAGUUCAGGCUGCAGUGACCUAUGAUUAUGUCACUUCAGUCUACACUCCAGACACUUGACAGAGAAAUAACUCAUUUCUUUUCUUUUCUUUUUUCUUUCUUUU
Otolemur garnettii (small-eared galago) is the source of this 1743-nucleotide messenger RNA. It is a transcript of the gene SLC30A2, whose product is annotated as solute carrier family 30 member 2. Gene Ontology annotation, biological process: zinc ion transmembrane transport; response to zinc ion. Gene Ontology annotation, cellular component: plasma membrane. Bases 1 to 1143 code for a protein of 380 amino acids. The transcript is spliced from 8 exons. The record is from RefSeq and is a predicted model, not a curated record. NCBI's taxonomy places the organism in Eukaryota, Metazoa, Chordata, Mammalia, Primates, Galagidae. Gene Ontology annotation, molecular function: zinc ion transmembrane transporter activity.